CUGAAAACGACUGCGUUUCGGUGUUUACUCUCCAACUUCGUCUCCGUUGGUGUUUGAGGAGCCGCCGUGACCUGGUUUUGUUGGGAGCGGAACCUUAACCGGCGAAUUGGGAAAUUCGUGAACUUCUGAUCCUAAGAUUAUGGAAACCAUGGAAGCAGCUCCAUCUCCUCCUUUUCAAUCUCCAUCUCGUUCCAGUCAACAACAGUUGCACUUCUACCUCGCCGUGGAUCGUCCCCAAUUCAAAAUGGAGACAGUAGUGGAGUUAUUGGGGGUUCUAGGUCGUCGUCCAUGGCUUCCCAUUGUAGUUUGUUGCAGCUCUCGUGAUGAACUUGACGCCCUCUGCUCUUCUUUAUCCACCUCUCCUUACAUUUCAUUAGCCGCUUUGUACAGCGAUCUGGCAGAGAGAGAACGAGCUAUGGUUAUAGAGAAAUUCAGGCGAGCAACAACCAACUGGAACCAGCAACUUAACUCUGUAGUAGAAGAAGGUUUGGACGAGAGUGAAACUGGAAAAGAAGCGAAGAAAUCUCAUUUGGUUGUUGUGACGGAUGUUUGUCUUCCCUUACUCUCAUCUGGAGAAUCUCCUCUUUCCGCACGCGUUCUUAUAAACUAUGAGCUUCCUACAAAGAAGGAAACAUAUACAAGGCGUAUAACAACUUGCUUAGCUCCAGGUGGUAUUGUCAUAAACAUGGUUGUUGGAGGUGAAGUCACGACUCUCAAAAGCCUCGAGGAAAGCAGCGGCAUUAUCAUCGCAGAGAUGCCAAUCAAUAUUUCUGAAAUCUUGUAACAAUGCAUGGACGAUCUGAAGGAUACCGUCUAACCGGGGUUUAACGGGACUUCUCAAGAGAAAUCAUUAGAUUAUGCCACUGCACCUUUAGCUAUUGAGUUGUUCACCUUUGUCUAAAACGCUGCGUUUUGGACAGUUCUUGCAAGAAAAACCGAACAUUUGGAUAAAGGUAUACGUGAUUGAAUCUAUCAUCUAAGUGAUUGUCAUUGUAGUUGAAUCACGGUUAUUAUGUAAUUAUCAAAUUUAUAAUCUUGUCAGAUUUGUUUUAUACGUGUUAGUUUCUAUAAAGGCUAACAUUUAGACCCCC
Molecule: messenger RNA, 1091 nt
Organism: Camelina sativa (false flax)
Lineage: Eukaryota; Viridiplantae; Streptophyta; Magnoliopsida; Brassicales; Brassicaceae
Product: ATP-dependent RNA helicase eIF4A
Source: RefSeq, a predicted model, not a curated record